AUGAUUCUCGUGACGCUAUUCGCCUUAUCGGUUAUCUAUCAGACGUUGGUUGAAUGUUCAAUCAGCGGAAAGACAAAUUUAACCAUUGGAAAUUAUGUAGAUUUCACGCGGUUCUGGGGUAUUCAUUAUGGAGAACCAAGGUUGCGAAAGAGCUACGAUUUCAUCAUCGUCGGAGCCGGUCCGGCAGGUUCAGUUCUAGCGAACCGAUUGACCGAAGAUCCGACAGUGACCGUUCUGCUGCUGGAGGCGGGAAAAGGUGAACUCCCGAUAUUCACCGAUAUUCCUCUAGCAGCUCCCAACUUACAGGCCACGGAUUACAACUUUGCCUACGAAAGUGAAGUGCAAACCAUCGGCUGUCAGGGGUUGCGUGAUAAAAAGUGUAGUUGGCCACAUGGCCGCGGUGUGGGAGGUUCUACGAUUAUUAACUAUAUGAUUUAUACCAGGGGAAAUCGACGAGAUUACGACGGAUGGGCUCGAGCAGGAAAUCCCGGUUGGAGUUGGGAGGAGAUUCUCCCGUACCACAUUAAAGCCGAACGUGCAAAUAUUCGAGAUUUCGAUAAUAACGGAUUUCAUGGCAAGAGCGGUCCUCUAUCUGUGGAAGAUUGUCCGUUCAGGUCGAAAAUUUCGCAUGCGUUUGUGCGCAGUGCUCAACAAGCCGGCUAUCCUUACCUGGAUUACAACGCCGGUGAACACAUCGGAGUGUCCUAUCUGCAGGCAAACACAGAACGUGGAUUCCGGGUUACUAGCGGAACCGCUUACCUGACUAACAUAACAAAUCGGAAAAAUCUUCACAUUCUCACCAAAGCCUGGGUUACUAAGUUGCUGAUUGAUCCCGAUAGCAAAGUAACGAAAGGAGUACGAUUCACACGUAACAAGAGGCACUUCAUAGUAGAAGCUCGCCAGGAAGUCAUUCUCUCGGCUGGAGCUUUUGAAAGUGCCAAACUGUUAAUGCUUUCUGGAGUAGGACCGCUUCAACAUCUAACAGAAUUAAAUAUUCCGAUUGUCACGGAUUUACCGGUUGGAGAAAUUCUCUACGAACAUCCCGGCGUAUUUGGACCGAUUUACCUCAUAAGAAAUCCGAUUGAUAAUUUCAUUCAGCUGGAUGACAACAUUAACUGGAGGAAUCUUAUCAAACUGCUCAAUGGGCGCGGUGUUUUCACGACUAACUCUGUCGAAAGUCUGAUGUAUUUAAAAACGCCGUUCGCGGCUAGCCCGGACCCAGGCCUGCCCGAUAUCGAAAUCAUGCAAGCAUUCACCUCAAUCGACUUCGAUUCGGGGCCGGGCACUGCCUUAGCCUUUAGACUGACCAACGAAACCUACGAUGGCUAUUUUCGACCUAUUCAAAAUAUACGUUCUUUCCAGUAUCUUCCAAUGCUCUUGAAGCCACGUUCUCGCGGAAAACUUCGACUGAAGUCGCAAAAUCCGUUUCAGCACCCUAGCUUUGAUUUUCAGUACUUUUCAGAUGAUCGUGAUAUACAGGCACUAGUUUAUGGUAUGCAAGAAGCAAUUCGUGUAACUUCACAACAAGCAUUCCAAGAACUCGGUGUAGAACUCUAUUCGCGCCCUGUGCCGGGUUGCGAACAGCACCAGUUCAACUCGUACGACUACUGGCACUGUCAUGUGCGCACUUUGACGGCAACUUUCCACCAUCAGGUCGGUACGUGUAAAAUGGGGCCCGCAAGCGAUCCGGAAGCGGUGGUCGAUGCCAGACUCCGAGUGUACGGUAUUUCUCGCCUUCGAGUGGUGGACAUAGGCGUCGUGCCGGAACCUCCGGCCGCUCACACGUCGGCAAUCAGCUUUGUGAUAGGCGAAAAGGCUGCCGACAUGAUUAAGCAAGACUUAGAACUGGGAAUGAUUGGCAAGCGAGUCGAAAAGGAAUCAUCGCGCCAGUGGGAAGGGGAUAUAUCAGUGACUAGUGCGAACGAUCUGUAUCUGUGGGAAUUUGGUCCCUUUGACGAAAACGGUUUUUUUAAUUCGGUGAGAUUCGCAAGAUCAGUAAAUGCGUCACAAAAUUGA
This is a messenger RNA of Sabethes cyaneus, 2016 nucleotides long. Its product is annotated as glucose dehydrogenase [FAD, quinone]-like. The record is from RefSeq and is a predicted model, not a curated record. Bases 1 to 2016 code for a protein of 671 amino acids. Gene Ontology annotation, molecular function: flavin adenine dinucleotide binding; oxidoreductase activity, acting on CH-OH group of donors. Lineage: Eukaryota; Metazoa; Arthropoda; Insecta; Diptera; Culicidae. The transcript has 4 exons.